This is a messenger RNA of Salvia miltiorrhiza (redroot sage), 2693 nucleotides long. RefSeq lists its product as uncharacterized. The record is from RefSeq and is a predicted model, not a curated record. The transcript has 4 exons. Gene Ontology annotation, biological process: regulation of photomorphogenesis. NCBI's taxonomy places the organism in Eukaryota, Viridiplantae, Streptophyta, Magnoliopsida, Lamiales, Lamiaceae. The coding region runs from base 378 to 2345 and encodes 655 amino acids.
UGGGGACUGUCGGCUUGGUAAUAAUAAGCAUAAAGCAAAAAUACAAAAGCCAAUAAGCUUGGCUCCAAUUUUGUUCUCCUUUUUCAACCUUCCCUCUCUCUCUCUAAAGAGAAGAAUUUUCUGUGUCUCCUGCACCUACACUACUACUACUUCACCACAUAUUCACCGACCCUCAGAGCCACACAAUUUGCUUUAUUGGUUGUUGCUGUUUGUACUUUUUUUUUUUAAUCACCAGGUCCAACACUGUUUCUCAGUUCGAUUUCUGUCUAUUACUCUACUCUUUCUUCAACUACAAUGGUUCAAUUCUUGUUUUUCGGGGGCAGAUCUUGAGAAUCGUGUGAGACGAGAGGUAGAAGUGCAGUCCAGUCCUUGUGAGCAUGUCUAAACAAGCGAUGCAGUCGACAAAUGAUAGCACGAGGAAGAGUAGGGAAAGUGUGCAAUCUUAUCAGCCUCUUUGGAUGGCUCAUUGGAUGAGGAUAACCAGUAGUGCAACAGCAAAUCAAAGACAAGAUGAGGGUGCUUGUGGGGAUAAGGAUAUUGACCUUGUGCUUAGGGAUGAUCAUAUGAAAAUGGAGGCUUCUAGGUCUGCCAAAGAUCCUCGAAAAAUAGAGGGUGAUACUGAAAGUUGUAGAAUGAGUUCAAAAGGCUUGGGCGCUGAUGAAUUGUGCAGGGCUAAAAUGAAAAAUGGCCAAUGCCCUGAUGAAAUUCAUGCAAGAAGGUCAAUCAUUGAUCACAACCUUGGUAGUGGCGAAGGCAUUAACUGUAAGGGUGGAAUUCAGUUAUCCUCUGGGGUUCUAGCUGCAGAGGAAAGUUCCUCAAGAGGAUAUCAUUUCUUCAGUGAAGGCACUUCAAAGAAACCUGCCAAUGAAAGAAGUUAUUUGGCUUCAAUUCCUUCUCAGGAAAGAUUUGUUACACAUAUAGUGCCAUAUCAUGACCUUGAAAGAUACAAGUUUGACAAAGGGAAAGGGAAAGCUGUGAUGUGCCCGUCGAUAAGUAGACCUUCUAUUGUUCCCAAUACUCAAGUUCCAGAGAUAGGACAAGAACACUGCCAGAAGCACUCCCCGCCAGCAGAUAUAAUUUGGGAUAACUAUCAUCAGUUGAAAUCUGGCCAAGGUUGGCUCCAAAGGAUGCAGAAGUGUUCACAUAGUACCUCAUUGCCUCCGAGUCAAUGCAUAGCUCCGGAGAAGAAUGAACAAAAGGCGUCAUGCUAUGACUGCUACCCUUUCCAGAAUCUCCCAAGCAGUGUUCACAAGACAAUGAGAAUUUGCACUACUGUGGACUCUAUAGACGCCACACCUGGAGGUUUUCCUAAGUUUUCUCAGACAACUCACAGCCUGUUAAUCACAAAAAAGACUGAUGUCAAUGUAUCUGGAGAAACUGAUGCUUUUAGAAGGUUAAUUGCUCAAAUGAAUGGAAUCUCAUCCAGUGAUCCCUUCCCUGUUCAAGCUAAUAAAGGAGUGAAGCUUCAACCAAUUAGUUCCUCCAACAGUGAAGGACAUGGAAAUGUUGGGGAUAUUGGUAUUGGAACUUCUAAGGUUGCUUCAAAGAAUGAAUCAUCAGCUCAAACAGACACUACGGUCAUGGACAUUUUUAAGGAGAGACCAAAUUCCGGUGUAAAUUCUAUGCAGUCAACCAAGAUUCUCAAUAUUGACAAUAAUCUAUCACCUUGGAUCGAUGUUGCUUCUUCCUCAAGAGAGGUUGGGCGCCGUUGGACAAGCUCUGGGCUACCAGCAGUUGCAAGUUCAUCAGGGGACAUGCCUACUUCCUCGAGAACUCAGAGUUUGGAGAUGGACAUGCACCUGUCCCAAGCUGAGCCGCCUGAACAAAAAUCUACUCCAAGUGCCAGAUGGAUCAAACGUCUCAAGAACUCAUCUGAUUGCUCUAGUCAAGGCACAAAGACCUUUAACUUGGCUGAAAGUUUAUCUCAUGAAAAAAAGAGAGUGCUUUUCAGAAGUAUACUCAACAAAAGCAUCGUUUGCUCGGAACCAACUCCAAAAGAGCACCAUGGGAAAAAAACAUUUUUGUCAGAUGGAAGUGGAAACUUGACCAAGGAUGAUGAGCACUUCUCACCGGACCUACCGAAGAAGACCAAGGAGUUGUUGCUUUCACAUGUUUGGAUAAAAAGGUGGCUCUGUAAUGGGUCGCAAAUGUCCCAAAAGAAAGCUGAAACACGAGUAGUUUGUGAACCACAAGAUCUGAAAUCUUCAAUGGAUGACCUCCAAAAGAAGCAGUUCCCCAGCACUGCGGCUAUAGCACUGAUGGGGAAGUCUAUGACUGGUGGUUCUCAGUCGUGCGAGCUCCAGAAGAAGGGCUCUUUGACAGUUUGGAAGACAAACGCUUUAUAGAAGAAUGCCAACCAUAUUUGCUUCAUGGAGAUCCAUUCACUUGGUUUUCUAUAUGCAGAAGAUCCUUUGAUGAAGCAGUGGUGACAACAGCUACAUGCAUGCAUAAUACUCAACUAGACUGCCUCACGGCCACUGCUCAUUGAAUGCAUUUCUGGUGCCUCUUUCCCCAAGUUGUAAGUAUGCAUCUCAACUAGUGUGGAGACUGUCUUCUUUGGCGUGUGAAUUCCAGUUAUGUAUAGGUAGGUGUAAGGAGUGGGACUAGCAGUCAGCAGCCCAUUUUUGUCUAAACUUAAAAUGUAUGGUUUCUACUAAUAAGAGUGCUUUAUAAGCUUUUGGUCUCUUUCUCCA